AUACAGUGUAUUUGAAAUAUUUGUUUGCUUGUAGUUUAAUUUGACAACAGAGGGCAGCAAAGACCUGUCUGUCUGAUACUGUCUUCAAGAGCUGUUGAACAAAAUACACGCUAAACUAAACAAAUUAUUAUCAAACCACUUCAAAAGACUAAUUCUGAGUGUCAUUUUUAAAUCUAAAACUUUUUCAAACUCUUCAACAGAUAUAUAAGAUACAGUUUAUUACUUAUCCGUAUGAACAAGUCUAUCUUUAAAUGGAAACUACACAUUCGGUAGCUCAGUAGGUAAACAGAUCCAACAGUGAAAGCGAAUCUGGUGUGUCUGCCUUUGAUUCUGAGCGUUUUUCAGUGUCUCUCUGUCAGUUUAUUGUGGCUACGUUUGAACUUUGACUGUUUGAGAAGAAGAUGAGGGGAACACACAUGUUCCUUCAGAAUCACAUCAGUUUAAUCCAUAUGGAUUUGUUCCAAUUUAACCGGACACUUGAGGACUUAAGGUACGUGGUUUACAGGACAUAGGUUGAUGGGUUAAAUUCAUCAGUACAUCUGCAGAUGUAGAAGAGAUUUUGUGGACAAUAUCACUGCAAUGUUUUAAAGUUACGCUGUUAGUUUUCAGCUAGCAGUCGUAGGUAUGUAAGCGUUAAAGGUUUUGAAGUAAAGUACACCAUCAUCCUUCUUCCUACAAAUCACCAUUUUGCACUUGGUGUGAAUUUGGAUUUCGGGUGGAGGUCAGUUCACAGUGUUUUCUCUCAGCUACAGAAACACUGAAGUGUAGCUGAAGGUCACCUUAGUAUCAAAAACCAAAGAUUUCUUUCUGAAAGAACCUGUCAGUGUUAGUUUCUGAUUUAAGUGUAAAUGUGCCUCAAGCGAUUACACACUGACGCAUCACCGCUGCGCCAAAAAGGACAGUUCCAUCUGCUCCACACAGUGUCAACUGCACACAUCUGGACUGAUGUCAGGAUUAUUACGGACCAGCUAUGAGAAAAGAAAAAUUAAUCUAGGAAUCUAAGAUUCAUUAUUGAUUCUCGACCUAAAGCAUGUGGAGCGAAUGAUGUUUUCCGGAUGUUGCCACCGGGCAUUAAUUAGUGAUUGGCUUAGUCCCCGUAUAUAAAGGGGACGCGCCCAUUGCUCUGCUCUGUCUCCAUACCAGCCAAGAUGAGCUACGGAUCUGAAGUGUUUUCCUCCUCCUCCUAUCGGAAAAUUUUCGGGGACUCUCCCCGCUAUGCUACCUCUCCAUCGCGGACUGCGGGGAGCAUGUCCUCCCGGGGAGGUUACCGGCACUCCUCCGUAUCCCGGAGCAACAUUUCAUCUCUGGGCUCGUACAGCAGGAAGUCCGGCCGCUCCUUUUCGUCCAUGCCACUGGAGAACUUCGACCUGACACAGAGCAGCGUCCUCAACAAUGAGUUCAAAAUCAUCCGUACUAAUGAGAAGGAACAAAUGCAGGGUCUCAAUGACCGCUUUGCGAUGUUUAUCGAGAAAGUGCGCAACUUGGAGCAGCACAACAAAGUGCUGGAGACGGAGCUAAAUGCGCUACGCCAACGGCAGACUGAGCCGUCCCGCCUGGCCGAGCUUUACCAACAAGAGAUCCGCGAAUUGCGCUCCCAACUCGACGAGCUCAACGGAGAGAAGUCUCAGCUACUAAUCGAGAGGGAUAAUAUUGAAGACGACCUGCAGAAGCUCAGGGGGAAAUACGAAGAGGAAUUCCGUGCCCGGGAGGAGGCGGAGGCCACCCUCAAGGCUUUUAAGAAAGAUGUGGAUGAUGCCACCAUGGUGCGCCUGGACCUGGAGAAAAAGGUGGAAUCUCUGCUGGACGAGAUCAACUUCCUCAGGAAGGUGCACGAGGAGGAGGUGGCCGAGCUGAUGGAGAUGAUCCAGGCUGCACAGGUGUCUGUGGAGUUGGAGGUGUCCAAGCCGGACCUCACCUCCGCCCUCAAGGAGAUUCGAAGCCAGUACGAGUCCAUGGCGUCCAAGAACCUGCAGUCCGCCGAAGACUGGUACAAGUCCAAGUUUGCCGACUUGUCCGAGCAAGCCAACCGGAGUAAUGAGGCCAUCCGCGCCAGCAGGGAGGAGAUGAAUGAGUUCAGGAGGCAGCUGCAGUCCAAGACCAUUGAGAUAGAGAGUCUGAGGGGAACCAACGAGUCCCUGGAAAAGCAGCUCAGGGAGAUGGAGGACAGGCACAAUGUGGAGAUUGGAAACUACCAGGACAGCAUGGCAGAGCUAGAGAAUGAGCUGAGGACCACUAAGAGUGAGAUGGCUCGUCACCUGAGGGAAUACCAGGACCUGCUGAAUGUCAAGAUGGCACUGGAUAUUGAAAUUGCAGCUUACAGGAAACUACUGGAAGGCGAGGAGACCCGCAUAGGGACCGGGAUCACCUAUCCUGGCCCCACUGCAGGUGCUGGACAAGGCUACAACUACCAAUCCCGCAUUUACACCAGCUCCAGCAGGGGCUCCAAGAAGGAGGGCAAAGACGAGGAGCAGCAGCAGCAGCAGCAGAUCAAGUCUGGAGCCAAGGUGUCCCAGCGUGAAGUUUAUGAGGAAACAGUGGUCACCACCAAGAAGAUGGAGAAGCAGCAAGACGCCAGCGAUAUUCCCACCAAUCAGAAAAACUAAGAGCCUACUGUAAGCCUGUUUUUGAACCCCUGAAGCUUCACCUUCUUCCCUGCAAACCCUAACCUCUCUUCAUUUCCCAUCCUAAAACAAACCCUGAGCCUUUAUGCUUAAACACUUGUGGGGAUCUUAAAUGAUAGAUCUGCCUUUGCAAUCUUGUAACGAGCAUCAUAAAAUCGUCAUGGUUUCUAUCUGAAUUGGUGUGUGUUGGGAUGUCCACGAGUGUGUAGAGUAUGGGAUCUGGAUGUUUGUUUUAUGUGGGUUUAUUCUUCCUCCUCCCAUUCGUCCCCCACAUGUGUUCCCCAAAGGAAAUCCAUUAUAACUCUACUGUAACCAUCACCCCAUACAAAACCACGGUACAUCUGUUCUCUCUCUUUCACACACUCAGUAUCAGACAAUAAGAAGCACUUAGGUAGCAUCUCUUACAGAAGUAUGGUAUUUUGAAAUAUAAUAUUCACACUUUGGACUCAUGUUACAUCAAUAUGUGAUACUGAAACACAAUAGAAGAUAACUCUGGUCAUUCACUAAAACCACAAACUGUGAGAUACCCUCAACACAUUCCAAUGGAAGCAUGUGUGUGCGAGUGUUACUGUGUGUAUUUAAGGAACAAAAGAUUCAAAACACAUCAA
This is a messenger RNA of Scatophagus argus, 3229 nucleotides long. It is a transcript of the gene inab, whose product is annotated as internexin neuronal intermediate filament protein, alpha b. Gene Ontology annotation, biological process: intermediate filament organization. Gene Ontology annotation, cellular component: cytoplasm; postsynaptic intermediate filament cytoskeleton; intermediate filament. Lineage: Eukaryota; Metazoa; Chordata; Actinopteri; Scatophagidae. The transcript has 3 exons. The record is from RefSeq and is a predicted model, not a curated record. Gene Ontology annotation, molecular function: structural constituent of postsynaptic intermediate filament cytoskeleton. Bases 1149 to 2603 code for a protein of 484 amino acids.